UAUUUUCUCACCUGUAACCCCCAGCCGGGCUGUAACAACGGGGUGUAUAAAAGUCUGGUUGGUGGCGUGUAGCACCACUCCACACCACACCACUCCACUCCACUCUACACCAUCACACCCGUCAUAAGACUUGGUAUCAACUCUAAACUCGCUAGGUUAUAAACCUUCAAUCAACAGUCAAAUUCAUUCAGCAGUCAACUUCAGACCUCAGUCAACUUCAGUCAGCAGUCAACUUCAGUCAAUGAGCAGAAUGACGACCACAGUCUUCAUCAAGCUCCUGUGUCUGUGUGUGGCGGCCAGCGGUUGUGUCAACGUGACCUCCCGGCGGUACGGAGAACCGUGCACGUGCAGCAGUUCGUGUCUGGACGGUGCCGAGUGCCAGAGGGACGGGCGGGGAGGAUGGGCCUGUCUGUGUCUGCCGUGCCAGAACUUUGACCAGCGUCUUGGACAAUGUGUCAACAGCCCAGGAUACGGCCAGCCCUGUGUUGACGUCUGCGCCAGUAACUUCCUGUGUCAGGACGUGUCUGGUGUGAUGACGUGUCAGUGUGGUCCUAGUCAGCUCUACAACACCAGCACAGAGCAGUGUGAGAACACCACCUACCUGUGUCUGUCCACUGGUCAGCCCAGCUGCCAGAACUUACCUGAUGGCGACUACCCCGCCUGCCCCCCUGAGUGCUCUCUCGGCAUUUACCUCAGCUGUUCGUUUGACUCGCUCACGUUAAGGGACUGCCCAUUUGGCUGGUACGUCAAUGCCUCGGGUCAAAGGUUCACCAGCAAGCUCGUCUACGACCCUGACCUACAGCGAUGUGAGCCAAGGUCACCUUCUUGUCCACGUGACCUAGACCAGCAGAUAGAAAUUUAACUGACCAAUCAGAUCAUUGAUUUUAAAAUUUUAACAUUGUCUCCAUUACUAAACUGUCAAAUGUCAUGUCUAGUCGACUAAUUUCAUAUCUAGUCUACUAAUGUCAUCUCUAUUCUCUUAAUGUCAUAUAUAAUCUUUAAAUGUCGUGUCUAGUCUUUGAAUGUCAUAUUUAGUGUAAUGUAAUGUCCCCAUCACGUGUCAUUUGAUGUCAACUAUAAGCAGAUGACGUGACUAUUGUGAUGUUUCCCUUGAGUUGAUCACGUGAUAUGAUUCCAGAAUAAACACUUGUUAAAAGUAAACAAACAA
Physella acuta is the source of this 1168-nucleotide messenger RNA. RefSeq names its product protein delta homolog 2. Lineage: Eukaryota; Metazoa; Mollusca; Gastropoda; Physidae. The record is from RefSeq and is a predicted model, not a curated record.